AUGGAUCUGGAAGCAGGAGAAGCAAAGUAUGACAUUGGAGGCAGAGCACUAACGAGAGAGAUUGAAAAGCAGAUAAAACAGAAAAGGGAACAAGAGACGCAGCAAGAAAAAACUAAAUGUCUCAGCGAUAAUAGAGAGAGACAGCGGGAGAGAAGGGCACAAGAGACUCAGCAAGAAACAACUCAACAUCUCAUAGAUCAACAAGAGAUAGAGAUCAGGAGAGAAGGGCUCAAGAGACACAGCAAGAAACAACUCAACAUCUCAGAGAUCAAGGAGAGAGAUUGCGGGAGAAGGGCUCAAGAGAAGCAGCAAGAAAGAACUCAACGUCUCAGAGAUCAACGAGAGAGACAGCGGGAGAGAAGGGCUCAAGAGACGGGAGAUGAAAGAACUGAAAGGCUGGAUGAACAGCGAGACAGAGAUAUAAGACAACGAAAUGCACGACUCACAAGGAGAAAUCUUUCUGCUGAUGUUGGUGAAAUGACCAGUGUUUACCCUCAGUGUCGAGCGUACCACUUCUCAAGAGAAACGACCAACUUUUGCUGCAUGAAGGGUAAGGUCAUCAUUGCUCCUCUGAAGACACUCCCUAAUGCACUCAUUAAUUUGUAUACAGGUGACACACCACAAGCACAUGAGUUCAGAAAGGAUAUUAGACAAUACAAUUGCCUCUUUCAACUGACGUCAUUCGGUGCCAAGGAAGUGGUGGCACAUGGAUGGAAUCCUUCAGUGAUCAUUCAAAGCCAGAUUCAUCAUUUCAUUAGUUCAUUGAUGCCUGACCUAGACCAACAAAGUAAAUUCUUGCAAAUCUAUUUCAUGGACCCCCAAGAUAGCAUUGAGUUUGAAUGA
Molecule: messenger RNA, 843 nt
Organism: Amblyraja radiata (thorny skate)
Lineage: Eukaryota; Metazoa; Chordata; Chondrichthyes; Rajiformes; Rajidae
Product: RNA-binding protein 25-like
Exons: 3
Coding region: 1-843 (280 amino acids)
Source: RefSeq, a predicted model, not a curated record